Messenger RNA from Cygnus atratus (black swan), 880 nucleotides. RefSeq names its product dynein light chain roadblock-type 1 (gene DYNLRB1). Lineage: Eukaryota; Metazoa; Chordata; Aves; Anseriformes; Anatidae. The transcript has 4 exons. Gene Ontology annotation, molecular function: dynein intermediate chain binding. Gene Ontology annotation, biological process: microtubule-based movement. The coding region runs from base 119 to 409 and encodes 96 amino acids. Gene Ontology annotation, cellular component: centrosome; cytoplasmic dynein complex; cytoplasm. The record is from RefSeq and is a predicted model, not a curated record.
GCCGCGCACGCGCGUGGCCCGGCCCUGCCGCCGGGGAAGUGCCGCGGAUUGGCCGAGCGGCGCGCGCACGCGCGCGGGGCCGUGACUGGCGACGGGGCGGCGGCAGCGGCGGCUCGCGAUGGCUGAGGUGGAAGAAACACUGAAGCGAAUUCAGAGCCAAAAAGGAGUGCAAGGAAUCAUCGUUGUUAAUUCUGAAGGUAUUCCUAUCAAAAGUACUAUGGACAACUCCACAACGAUCCAAUAUGCGGGCCUAAUGCACAGUUUCAUCAUGAAGGCAAGGAGCACUGUGCGAGACAUUGAUCCCCAAAAUGACCUCACAUUCCUGCGGAUCCGCUCCAAGAAAAAUGAAAUCAUGGUUGCACCAGAUAAGGACUACUUCCUGAUUGUCAUCCAGAAUCCUACUGAAUGAUUACACUAACUUGGUCUGUUUUUUCCCCCCUUUGCCCAACUUUUUUUUAAUUUAAUGGUAAAGAGUACAGCAUUAGUGUUAACUUGGCUGUGCCACUUCAGUAAUAUCUGGAAAAGCAAAAGCAAAUGUUUCCGUUGUUUACAAACAGAAAAAAGUGGCUUCUUUUGUUAUCACAAGUCAUUUUGAGAAUGAGUUGGUGAAUUAGAAUCAGGUGACUUAAGCAGUAAAAAAUGCAACAGAUUCUUUUAAUAGUUAAGAAGAUAAUAUAAAAAAAAAUCUAAUAAUGUUCUAAAAAUUAUUCUUUGUACAUUUCCAUGUUCCUGUCACAACUAUUUGAGUUAAACUUUUACACUAUUACUUUUGAAUUACUGUAAAUAUGAAACCUGCCUAUCCUCUUGUUCUCUCUGUUGGUUUUGCAAGUUACUUUGGAAAAGUUACUGGUCGUAUUAAAAUAAAAAGUGUCAUCAGUGA